Molecule: messenger RNA, 940 nt
Organism: Gossypium raimondii (Peruvian cotton)
Lineage: Eukaryota; Viridiplantae; Streptophyta; Magnoliopsida; Malvales; Malvaceae
Product: LOB domain-containing protein 15
Exons: 3
Coding region: 155-826 (223 amino acids)
Source: RefSeq, a predicted model, not a curated record
CCAUUUUAUAUAAACAGUGGACCAUACCAUUUCCCUCUGUAUAUCUUGCCUUUUAAGCACUCUUUUCCCACCCUUUCUCUCAUUUUCCCUUUUUUUUUCUUCUUCAUUUCAUCAGCUUCACAAAUUUGUUCUCCAUACUUGAGAGCAUGCCUGAAUGUCCAGAGAAAGGGAGAGAUUUGAUGAGAUAGGCAAGAAGAUCAAGAGAGAAGCAGAUGUUUCAGCCAAUUAUCAGAUGGGAAGAAGGCAUAUGUUGGGUCCUCCUGGAACCCUAAAUACGAUUACACCAUGCGCCGCCUGCAAACUCUUGAGGCGUAGGUGUGCUCAAGAAUGCCCAUUUUCUCCAUAUUUCUCCCCUCAUGAACCCCAGAAGUUUGCUUCUGUUCACAAGGUGUUUGGUGCUAGCAAUGUCUCAAAGAUGCUAAUGGAAGUACCGGAAAGCCAACGAGCCGACGCGGCCAACAGUCUUGUUUAUGAGGCGAAUGUGAGGUUAAGAGAUCCAGUUUAUGGGUGCAUGGGUGCAAUUUCAGCUUUACAACAGCAAGUUCAAUCUUUACAAGCUGAACUGAAUGCAGUAAGGGCUGAGAUAAUAAAAUACAAGUGUAGGGAAGCUAACCUUGUACCACCCUCUUCCCAUGUAGCCAUGCUCUCAUCUGGGGCUGUUUCGGUGGCUGCACCACCGCCAGCCACCACUCAACCGCCACCUCCACCACCACCACCUCCUCUUCCUACUACCACUGCCGUUACUACUUGUUCCAUAUACACCCAACCCAACACUUCUACGGACUAUACCACCCUUUCAAAUGAUAAUGUUUCCUACUUUGGAUAAAAAAAUAUUUAUUACCUUAGACUGACAACCAAAAGAAUCCCCAUUUAUUUUUCUCUAUAAUGAUGCAAAACAAACAUGGAAUAAAAAUGAGGAAGAAAUGAGUAUUCUUGUUUC